AUGUCUUCAAACUCAAUUCACAAGGCCAUAUCGAAACGACUCCAAAAAGCAAUCGACCACUUCACAGUCAAUGGGAAACUUCCGGUAGAAGUUGAGUGGAAGCCAUAUCAGAUCGAUCCUGGUACAGAGCCUAACGGAGAAGAGUUCAACGCGUAUUGCAAGCGUCGCUGGGGUGGGUCGGGUUGGACACAACAUCUACAGAGCGAAGGCGUCAAGAACGGAGCCCGUUUUUCGAACUGGAAAUGGUGGCCGAAUACGCUGCGUGGACACCAAUGGAUUAUGUACGGAAAAGAGAAGCACGGCUUGGACACGAAUAAAGCGAAUGAAGUGCUUUUUAGAGCGCUGUAUGAGCAAGGUGAAAACCUUAGCGAUACUGAAACCUUGAUUCGGUUGGCAGAGAACACACUGCCAGAAGUGGACGUUGAGGACUUGAGAGACUAUAUCACCAAAGACAAAGGCGCUGCGAGGGUAAUGCAAGAAAUUGAUCGGGGACGCCGAGCUUUCGGUAUCCAAGGAGUUCCAUUUUUUGUUGUUGGUGCAACAGGAUUGGCUACCCCCUAUGCUUUUUCUGGAGCCCAAGCUUCUGAGUCAUUUCUUGAAGUGUUCGAAGAGCUUUCAGAGAAGCUCAAGGAUUAGACAUUGAUUCAUUCUAACACCCCACAAGCAAAGAUGUUCGAUUACUUUUUGGUAUGACCUGUC
Phaeodactylum tricornutum CCAP 1055/1 is the source of this 699-nucleotide messenger RNA. RefSeq lists its product with no specific name. Gene Ontology annotation, molecular function: oxidoreductase activity. Bases 1 to 636 code for a protein of 211 amino acids. NCBI's taxonomy places the organism in Eukaryota, Bacillariophyta, Bacillariophyceae, Surirellales, Neidiaceae. The transcript is spliced from 2 exons. The record is from RefSeq and is a predicted model, not a curated record.